UUGGGGGGCACAGGAGAGAGACAGCGGAAGAGUGAACGCACAGUGGAGAACGCAGAGUGCGUGCGGGUGGCGAUGGCCACAGAGGAGGGGGACGGGGAGAUGACGCACGCAGACGAAAGGGUGGAGAGCACGGCGAGUCGAGCCGGAGUAGGUGAGCCUGCAGACAACAGGGAACGCCCUGGAGGAAGGGAUGAGCGCCCUGGAGGAAUGGAGGAGUGCCCUGGAGGAAGGGAGGAACGCCCUGGAGGAAGGGAGGAACGCCCUGGAGGAAGAGAGGAGCGCGCCAGAGGAAGGGAGGAACGCCCUGGAGGAAGGGAGGAACGCCUUGGAGGAAAGGAUGAACGCCCUGGAGGAAGGGAUGAGCCCCCUGGAGGAAUGGAGGAACGCCCUGGAGGAAGGGAGGAACGCCCUGGAGGAAGGGAGGAGCGCACCAGAGGAAGGGAGGAAAGCCCUGGAGGAAUGGAGGAGCGCCCUGGAGGAAGGGUGGAACGCCCUGCAGGAACGGAUGAGCGCGCAAGAGGAAGGGUGGAGAGCCCUGGAGGCAGGGAGGAGCGCCCUGGAGGAAGGGAGAAACUCCUUGGAGGAAGGGAUGAACGCCCUGGAGGAAGGGAUGAGCGCCCUGGAGGAAGGGAGGAACGCCCUGGAGGAAGGGAGGAGCGCCCUGGAGGAAGGGAGAAACUCCUUGGAGGAAGGGAGGAGCGCCCUGGAGGAAGGGAGAAACUCCUUGGAGGAAGGGAGGAACGUCCUGGAGGAAGGGUGGAGCGUGCGGACAGCAGCCAGGCAGAUGACAAGUCGGACGUGCUCUCUGUGCAAUCUCGCUACCUCCGCAGUGGCUCCUUCAGCCGGUUCUCCGUGUCCUAUGACACAGACACAGAGAGCAUCCACAUGGAGCCCAUACACCUCUCCUCGAGCCUGGCCGCAGCGCAGAUCAUCAAGGAGGGUAACGAGCGCGGACACGCCCUCAUCUACCUUGGGGUUGGCUUCUCCUUCUCGUCACAGAUCUUCAGCGCCUGCCACACUGGGUGUUGCCAGUUGUGCUAA
This is a messenger RNA of Lethenteron reissneri (Far Eastern brook lamprey), 1041 nucleotides long. Its product is annotated as golgin subfamily A member 6-like protein 2. The record is from RefSeq and is a predicted model, not a curated record. NCBI's taxonomy places the organism in Eukaryota, Metazoa, Chordata, Hyperoartia, Petromyzontiformes, Petromyzontidae.